AUGUUCAAAAUCGUUUUGCUAUUUUUAUUCUAUGCGGCUGCAUGUGUGUCAAGUUACGAUCAUGACGAUUGGACCUCUGGAGCUAAGUACAAAUUCGAGUAUGGUGUGAAUGAUCCACAUACCGGUGACCACAAAAGCCAGUGGGAAUUUAGCGACGGUAAUGGAGUUAAGGGUGGCUACACUCUGGAUGAACCAGAUGGAACCAAGCGUUACGUGCAGUAUAAGGCCGAUAAAUGGCACGGAUUUCAGGCGAUUGUGAAACGCGUAGGACAUGCUGUUCACCCACAAUCCUACAAAGCCCCAUUCGUUGUUUGGCAAAAGGAUCACCCCACACAGCUCAGCAAUGGCUAUGACUUCAAGUUGGGACAGUCACAACAUCAAGACAUCGACAGCUCAUUGGAUGGAAAAUAUCUCUGGCUGCAGUCUAACCAGCAGCCGCUGAAAGGCUGGAGCGAUAUCCGAACCAGUUCAAGCAACAAGCCUAAUCAAAAUAAUGGAUGGGAAAACGGAGGCGGUGAAACGUUUGCCACCAGCUAUGCUAACCAGAAAAACUACUACCACUGAAUGGGAUAAUCUAUCUAUAACAAGCACCUCCAGCUGCCAAUAUGAAUGAAUCUUAA
Messenger RNA from Armigeres subalbatus, 620 nucleotides. RefSeq lists its product as uncharacterized. The transcript has 2 exons. Bases 1 to 564 code for a protein of 187 amino acids. Gene Ontology annotation, cellular component: extracellular matrix. Lineage: Eukaryota; Metazoa; Arthropoda; Insecta; Diptera; Culicidae. The record is from RefSeq and is a predicted model, not a curated record.